CAAUCCGCAUGAGUCAGUGAACUGACCAUGUGCUAGACCCGCUGCCUUUCGGGUGUUCAUUUAAUCGAAGGCUUUGGCUGAGGACCCGAGUCGUUCUCCUGUCAGGUGUGGGCGCCCUGGCAGUAUCCUAGUCCAUCCUCUCCGGAGGUUAGGAAGUGGUCGAUGGCCCACUUCCCGUAAAACCUAGCCAUGGGAGACAACAGGUUACGGGUUAUAUUCUCAAUGCUCGAUUGGCGUAGAGCACGAGUACCACGCAUUGUCUCUGACGGUGGGAGGACACCUCCGGGUGUUCAAUGGUUUGCUACUGCCCGCCUCAAGCCAGGCAGCCCCUGGUCAAAUUGGUGCAAACCCGCCAAAAACCCACCUGCGUCUGGCCGUGGUCGCAGGUGCGUAUCCAAUUACGGUCGCAAAACAUAUGAUAACUGUUCCAGAACCUCAAAGGCUGCGUGUGACGGCCGUCAAGCAGAUCCCCAUCUGUCUCUGCAAUCACAUUCCCGAGCUGGAUCUGCUCUCCACUGCCUUGUGGGUCAGGCUAUUGAGCCAAAGGCUCCGGGUGGAGUCCCUCAAGCAAACCUCCAAACCACCCACUGCCUUGUGGGUCAGGCUAUUGAGCCAAAGGCUCCGGGUGGAGUCCCUCAAGCAAACCUCCAAACCACCCACUGCCUUGUGGGUCAGGCUAUUGAGCCAAAGGCUCCGGGUGGAGUCCCUCAAGCAAACCUCCGAAGGACAACGACCACCUCGCGUGCGAUUGCCCACCAAUGCAAUCGUAUGCCUGCGCGCAAAGCACUCAACAUCGGGUGCUGGAACGUGCGCACACUACUGGACCGGAACUCGAGCGAGCGCCCGGAGCGACGCACUGCACUGGUCGCAAUGGAGCUGGCGCGCUACCACAUCGAUAUUGCGGCGCUCAGUGAAACUCGGCUCGCUGAGCAAGGUAAGUUACAUGAAGCAGGUGCUGGCUAUACAUUCUACUGGGUGGGGAACGCCGCCUCAGCACCACGUGAACAUGGGGUCGGAUUUGCAAUAUCCGAUCGCCUGAAUGGCCAGCUGGUGGGUGAACCAACGGGCAUCAGCGCGCGACUGAUGACUGUUCGCCUGCGACUCGGAAGAGGUAAGUUUGCUACUUUUAUAAGCACGUACGGUCCGACCAUGUGUUAUCCUGAUGACACGCGUGAUCAGUUCUACACUGAGCUAUCCUCCGUGAUACGGUCUGUGCCGAGGAGCGACCGACUAUUUCUGCUGGGUGAUUUCAACGCGCGCGUUGGGCGUGAUGCAUCAGCGUGGACAGAUGUUAUCGGUGCGCAUGGCAUUGGUUCAGCGAAUGCGAACGGUGACAGGCUGCUCUCACUGUGUGCCACUCACGGCCUGACGAUCACGAACACUCGGUUUGCACUGAGUGCGAGUGAUAUAGCAACUUGGACGCACCCACGGAGUGGUCACGCUCACCUGCUCGACUAUGUCAUCGUACGUCAGCGUGAUAUGCGUGAAGUGCGCAUGACACGUGUACUGCGUGGAGCUGAGUGUGGCACUGAUCACAAAUUGGUUCGGACCAAACUGUACAUAUAUUUUCGUAAAUCGAUGUAUUGCACUCCCGCCGUGAAUCGGCGUAAAUUUAACAUUCUCUCCCUCGGCACUGUGGCGAAACGUGCUGAGCUGGAGAAGGCGAUGGCUGCACGCCUGUGUGGUGAUGUGGACUGUAUAGCCACAGUGGGCGACCUGUGGCACCACAUUCGCGACCAGGUGACAGCUGCUGCGGAGGAGACCAUCGGGCGCGCAAACUGUAAGCGGCCUGAUUGGUUUGAUGACAACAAUGUGACGAUUGACGCAUUGGUGUCAGAGAAGAAUGCAGCAUUUGCUGCACAUGUUGCAGACCCCAGUGACUUGGGGAAGAGUAGUCAGUUUCGCAAACUUCGACGGCGACUGACCCGAGAGCUCCGUCGCAUUAAAAAUGCAUGGUGGACGGAGAAGGCGAAGCAGAUGGAAUGCUACGCCGAACGCCGUCAACACAAGGAAUUCUUUGACUCCUUGAAGGCGGUGUAUGGACCGAGAUUGGAGCCGCUGAGGACACUGAUCGAUGGUAGUUCAGGCGCUACCUGCACCCAGACUGCAGACAUAAUGCAGGUCUGGCGGAAACACUUUGACUGUCUCUUGAACAACCGUUCAGAGAUCGACUGGCCUACAUUGAAUGGCCUGAAGCAGCACGAUGUGAAGGCGGAUCUGGCAGAUACGCCGAGACUGGAUGAGACGCAGAGAGCACUUGCUCAGCUGCGAAACGGCAAAUGUGCCGGAGGUGACGGGAUCCCACCUGAAGUAUUGAAACACGGUGGACCCGCGUUGUUGACUGCGCUGCACCACUUGGUGCAACGCGUGUGGAUUGAGGAGGAAGUGCCUUCUGAGCUGAAGGAUGCCCUUGUGCUACCACUGUACAAGGGCAAAG
Messenger RNA from Dicrocoelium dendriticum, 2437 nucleotides. The record is from the annotation of a GenBank genome assembly. NCBI's taxonomy places the organism in Eukaryota, Metazoa, Platyhelminthes, Trematoda, Plagiorchiida, Dicrocoeliidae.